AAACUACAGUGACCUAGAAGUCCCGAUGACAACCUUGGGGUGAACGUGGUAAUGCCUUUCCGCUAUUUGCAUUUCCUAAUGUACGUGCUAUGUAUUUCGCCAUCACGUAAUACUGAAUCAUAUACCGAAAAAGUGGGCAUAGAAAAAUUAGUGGCCUGCAUCACUAAUUUGUAUUUUGAUGCAGUUCGAAAUGAAGCCUGAUAUAUUACUGCCUUUUUCAUUCUACCGUAAGAACCAGCUUUGUGUAUUUCAAGUUGUUGUCGUAAACUGCAAAUUUCCUGCUGUCAUCGGGGUUUCGUCCUCAGGCAAUGUUGAGAUCUCUGAUGAGAUGUUAUCCAAGUUCGGUCCAGACUUGCCUCGAAGAUUGACCGUUCAACUACCAACCCGAGUGAUUCCAGCCGAGUCAUUGAGACUACAGAUUAUGACUCCGAUGGACCCGGUCCUUUUGCCUCUUUUGGAAAACAGUCUGCAUUACAGGUUGCAGAUGUCACACACCAUGGUUGGAACAAAGCAGACUAUUCGAGCGCUUGGAGAUUACUUCAGUUUGCUAAUCGUCGAGGCCAUUUCAGUAUCUGGAGAAGCGUUUUCCAUUCAAAACACCAGGCAAGCAAUUCUAAAGGAGGAUUAUGACUUUCAUCCACAUCUCAACGACCUAAGUUUUCCCUCUGAGUCAUUCAACAACAGUGAUAAUCUUUGGUCAUGUGAACUUAUUCAGUCACUCACUGAUCAACCUGUUUUUAAAAUUGGUUCUUCUACCAAGUUGAUCUUGGUCCAAGCUGAAGCUCCACUUAAUUUGUCAUUUGGGUUUGGAGGCUCUGAGAUUUCCAAGUUGAUACCAAAAGACAAUUACAUGAAUAGUUACUUGUUUGGUUUGGAUAUGGUUAGAGAUAUGAUUCUUGGCUAUCUCAGAAACUUCCUAUUAACAUGUGUUCAUGGAAAUGAAACCGUUUUUUCUUCCAAUAUAACGCCUGGGAUUAUCCUUUAUGGACUCCCUGGCUGUGGAAAACGUACAUUUCUUGAGGAUAUUGCCAAUGACCAAAUCCACUCAAUUUCAAUAAAUGAGUCCUCGUAUGAAAAGCCAGUAUUCGUUACACUUACAUCUAAAUUGGUCACCGAGUUAACUAAUAAAUCUCAUCAUCAUGGCUAUCGCUGGCUAACGAACAUGGUUGGGCAAUUAGAUGUCAGUAACAGAAACUGUAUUCCUGUAGUUAUUUUAUGGCCUAACAUCGACAAGUGGAUCGAUAACGAUGAAAAUAUAGAUACUAAUACUCAUUCUACAGCUGAUACGGAUGCUGAAUCAAAAAUGAUUCCCAAAAUUUUAGAAAGGUUUAUCGAAUCAAUCCAAUCGGUUAGCCAGAGUUUGGUUCACAGUCAAAAGUCAACAUGUCGAUUUUGCAUCCUAGCAACAGCCACUACGAUUGACAAAGUUUUUAGUGUUCAUGAAUGCAGGGAACUAUUUUAUAGACGUUUGUUAAUAUCACUUCCCGAUGCAAGUAAACGUUAUCAGAUAUUGUAUCAAAAUAUCCAAGCGUGUUUGAGUCAUGGGACUAAUUCCAUGUCUAGUAGUGAAGCUCCUGACGGUUCCAUUGUGAAUAUACAGUCGUGCGAGAUAACAGAUGAAAAUGAAAGUCUUAUUCAGGUUGCGGCUCGACUACAUGGUUAUACGCCCAAGGAUUUGGUUCGCUUGGUUCAUGUCAGCUACGCAACCUUCCUAUCCAAACAGAACGACAGUUCAAAGGAUUUUCCCAGAACCAGAAACUUUAAUCAAUCAUUGAAUUUGUUCUGUGAAAUUUUGAUAAAUGAAUCUUAUUCAUAUUUGCCGAUAAAUCUUUCUCAACAUAUAACCUCAGUGGAACCGUUAAGGUGGACCGAUAUUGGUGGAUAUCGUGAACUGAAGCUCAUAUUCAAAACUAUGAUACAGGAUCGUUUGGUUAGUGCUGCCAAACCCAAUAGCGUAGAUGCACUAGCGGACGCUGCUCUGCGUCUUCGUGUACCUCGUGGGAUAUUACUUCAUGGUCCUCCAGGUUGUUCCAAAACUAUGUUUGUGCGAGCUUUGGCUACUGAAUGUCAACUCCCGCUAAUCGCAGUUCAGGCAUCUAGAAUAUUUGGUCGUUAUGUUGGUGACAGUGAACGUAACAUGCGAAGAAUUCUUGUACAUGCUCGUGCUUCUGCUCCUGCUAUUUUAUUUAUUGAUGAAAUUGAUUUGUUGCUUCCUUCCCGAAAUUCAGGAGAAACAAGUGCAAGUGAACAUGUCUUAGGUGAAGUCCUAAUGGCUAUGGACGGAGUUGAAGGUCAAAAUGGACAAGUAAUUCUCGUAGCAGCAACUAACAGAAUGGAUAAUUUAGAUUCUGCAUUAAGUCGCGCUGGUCGUUUUGAUUUAGUCAUUGAAGUAUCACCACCUGAUGCAGAAGCUCGGACAGAUAUUCUACGUUUAGAAUUAUCAAAACGUGCACUAAAAGAUAAAUCAUUAUUAAAUUCUAAAUGGUUAAAUUUAUUCGCUACAAAUCAAUUGAAUAAUUAUACAGGAGCAGAAGUUGUCCAAGUAGUUCAACAUGCUGCUCAAAUUGCUCGUCAAGAUAAUUCUAAUCAAAUAUCUAAAAAACAUCUUCUACAUGCUCAAAUUCUUUUGCCUCCUCGUUCACUUUCAAAUUAUUUUUCUCAAAGAAAAAUAAUCAACAACCAGGUGACUAUGUCAACCAAUAAUAAUUUGUUACCAAUUCGUCAUAAAAUUUUAAUUUUUCCACUUUUAAUUCUAUGUAUUGCUAUUACUUUUCAACUGGUUUAUAUCAACAAUAUAUCUAAAGUUAUAUGAAAAGAUGUACUUUAUUUCUGAAGAUAUUCAUAGUGUUUGAUCAACUCAGAUGUUGUUUUCUUCCCUGUGAUUACAUGGGUAUCAUAUUCUCUUUUUUUAAUAUUUUGAAAUAUAUUUGUACAUUUUUAUUAUAGAACAAUAACGCUAUGAGAAUUCUGCCAUAUAUUCCUAUUAUCUACUACAAGUAUAGGAAAAUGACUUGUUCAUUCUUUUUUUUUACAAAAUUUUAUCUGUAUGGUUUGUCUGCAAUCAACUUAUUUUGAAGUCGAUCCUUUAGAGAGUGCUGCAAACAUGUACAUAUCAAUGAAUUAGCUACGUACAAGUAUAUAUCCAUUUCAGAAAGCGAUUGCAUUUUUAUUUGUGUUUAUGAAUUCUAAGUAUCUAUACAUUUCUCUGAGAGGAUAUGCAAAAAGAAAGAUGUUUAAUAGAAUAUACUCAUAACUUGACUCAAUUUUCUCACACGAGUAUAGUAAACCGUCACAUACUCCAGUUAGUGUUUAAGCCACCAGUUACUGGUAUAAGGAGAUUUUUGUGCUACCAUGUACCAAAAAUGACGUUGUAUGAAAGUAUAAUCAUAUGAAAUGCGCUCAAUUACGGAAUAACUAUUUUUCUAGACAUUGCCGGGAUUGGGAAUACAGAAAACUCAAAUCAUGCUACAGCAUGGUAUUUAGUUCAAUCCGCAAUCAGUAGACAUAUCGAUAUUUAAUUCGUUAAUGUACAUGAUAGUGGUGAAUCAGUCUCUUGUUCAUCCUAAUAAAAUCAAUUAGAAUGGAAAGACCAAUGCAUGACGGAGUCUGUGCGGGUUGUCCACCACAAUUCAUGUCAUCAAAUGAACUGAGACACUUGAAGUAAAGUCACUCCUUUCCGGAAGAAGGGUUGGUAAUUUCGUUUAGCUCACAUAACACAUCACCAAAAUAUCCUACUGAACUACAGAUCCAUUACAUUUCAAUCAUUUUGUUAUUUACUCUAAAAGCUCUUAAAACCAGAUUUAGAAACAAUCCAUAUAAUUGCUAUGAGAUGUAUUUUAUUUACUAAGUACAAGUUUAUGUACUAAACUUUUGGCCACACAAAUAGUUUGGUGAUUAGUGAUACUACCCAACUAUUGAACUGCAGUUUGUGAAACUACCUAAGAGAUGGGCGUUGAACUCUCUGACCACAAAGUCCCAUCUUCAGUUUAUACUCCACGAUUUCCUUUCGUAAAUAUAAAUGAAUAAUUUAUGUUUACUGCAUAAAAUUCAAGUGUUAUUAAUUCGCCAAUAAAUACAAAUUUAUUUUCUG
Schistosoma intercalatum is the source of this 4090-nucleotide messenger RNA. Lineage: Eukaryota; Metazoa; Platyhelminthes; Trematoda; Strigeidida; Schistosomatidae. The record is from the annotation of a GenBank genome assembly.